Molecule: messenger RNA, 3876 nt
Organism: Jaminaea rosea
Lineage: Eukaryota; Fungi; Basidiomycota; Exobasidiomycetes; Microstromatales
Product: transcription elongation factor Spt5
Exons: 4
Coding region: 47-3541 (1164 amino acids)
Biological process (GO): regulation of DNA-templated transcription elongation; regulation of transcription by RNA polymerase II; transcription elongation by RNA polymerase II
Cellular component (GO): DSIF complex
Molecular function (GO): mRNA binding
Source: RefSeq, a predicted model, not a curated record
CCAUCUCACACCAUCACUUCACGCCGUCGCUGCAGCAGCAUACAGCAUGUCGGCUUCACCGCCUGCUCCUCCUCGCGAGAGGAUCGCAGACCCCAAUGCCAUCUUCGACGACGACCCAGAGGAGGAAGAGGACGAAGGGGAGGACAUCGGAGAGGCAGACGGAGAUGCUGCGCCUGCUUCCAGCAGGAGGCGCCACUUUGAUGACGAUGAUGACGAUGAGGAUGAAGAUGAUGAGGAGGAAGAGGAGGACGACGAGGAGGAAGAUGGUGCAGCAGCGCAGUCAUCUACUCGUCGUCGUCGCAAACGUCGUGCUGGCAACCGUUUCCUCGAUGUUGAGGCCGAGGUAGACGAGGAGGACGAAGAGAUGGACGAGGAGGAUGAGGAGUUGCUCAAGGAGGAUGGAUUCAUCGAGCAAGAAGCAGGAGACGAAGGCGAAGACUCCCGCCGACGCUACGCAGCCGACAACCAACGUCUAGACCGGCUGCGUCGCGAGCAAGAGGACAAGUCCGCCGAACAGCUCGCUGAAGAGCUCAACGAGCGCUAUCGUCGCUCAGCACGCUAUGCCGCUCAAUCCGAUUACGCCGAGGUCCCGCAGCGUCUCCUCAUGCCCAGUGUCGACGACCCCAAGCUCUGGUCCGUCCGCUGCAAGAUCGGUCGAGAGCGAGACAUAGUCAUGACCUUGAUGCGCAAACAAGACGCCAUGAAUGGUCAGCUGCGCUUCAUCUCGGCCUUCUGCCGCGAUUCAAUCCCUGGUCGCAUCUACGUCGAAUGUCGGGGCGCCAAUGACGUCCUCGAGGCGUGCAUCGACAUCGUCGGCUGCUAUGCGCGCAAUGAGGCCAACCUGACCAUGGUCCCCAUCGGGGAAAUGGCUGACCUGCUCAAGAUCACCAAAUACACACCCACGGUCAAGAUUGGAGGGUGGGUGCGCCUCAAGCGCGGCAAGUACGCGGGAGACCUUGCUCAAGUCAUCGAUCAGGCGGAAAACGGCGAGGACGUAGGGAUCAAAUUCGUCCCGCGCAUCGACAUGAACCCACGAGAUAUGGGCGAGAUGUUCACGGACAAGAAUGGGAAGAAGCGAAAGAAGAUUGCGAGGGCGGGAGCAGAUGGCAGGGGACCGAGACCACAGCAGCGCUUUUUCAAUCCCGAUGAGGUUCGCAAGGUCUACAUUGGGACAGACAGGCCCGUGAAGCGUGGAGACAAGGAGUGGGUCUUCCAGAAGGAUACAUUCAUCAAUGGCUACUGUGAACGAGACGUCCGCAUCGACCAUCUCAUCCUCGAAGACGUCCAGCCCUCCCUCGACGAGAUCACCAAAUUCACCGGCUCAGCAGCAGAGCGCGGCGCCGAAGCUGGGGACGAAGCAGCUUUGGACCUCGAGACUCUGGCCAAAGCCUCGCGCGACACGGGCACAACGACGCUUGAACGCGACGACGCCAUCGAGGUCUUUGAGGGCGACCUGGCCGGCGUGGUGGGCACCGUAGCCAAGAUCUCGGGCAAUGUCAUCACGAUUCAGUUCGAGGAUACGACGGCUGAGGUGCCGUCUAGCUCGGUGCGCAAGCGCUUCAAGCCGGGAGAUCACGUUAAGGUUACGAGUGGGAAGCAUCAAGACGAGACUGGUUUGGUAGUCAAGAUCGAGGACAACUUUACGACUUUCCUUUCGGACUUGACGCUCAGUGAGGUGACAGUGUUCAGUAAGGAUUUGCGACAAGCUACGGAGAUUGGGUCAGGGGUCAACGACAUUGCCGGGUACGAGCUGCACAAUCUGGUUCAGCUGGAUGCGCAGACGGCUGGUGUCAUCUUCAAGAUCGAGCGCGAGACGUUCCGCGUGUUGGACCAGCUUGGGAACGUGGUGAGCGUGAGGCCACAUCAAAUCAGCAUGAAGAGGGAUACGAUGAGGGCUGUGGCGCUGGAUAAUGAGGGCUCCGAGUUCCGCGCAGGCGACAAGAUGAAAGAAGUCGACGGCGAGCAGCGUGAAGGCCAAGUCCUCCACAUCUACCAGUCAGUCCUCGUCUUCAUGCACAGCCGCGACAUGCCCGACAAUGGUGGAGUCUUCAUCUCUCGUGCACGCCAGCUGGUUCCCGUCGCCCCCAAGAGCACGGCCUUUGCGGGCGCAGGGAUGAAGGGAACUGAUCUGAGCAAGCAGAAUCCGCAGCUCACUGCGGGCUUGAACCCAGACGCCGUUUCUGGCGGUGGCGGUGCCGCAUCAAGUAUGAGGAGGAUGGGUCGCGACCCGCUGCAGGGCAAGACCGUCUCCAUUAUCAAGGGACACUACAAGACGUACCGCGGCAUCAUCAAGGACACCAAUGGGCCAAUGGCUCGCGUGGAGCUGCACACCCUUCCAAAGAUCUUGACGGUCGAAGUCAAGUAUCUCGUCGAGAAGGACCCCAUCACGGGCAAAUCCCGCCCGCUCAUGGGCAAUGCGCCUCUGCCCGGCAGCAAUGCAGGCGGCAUGACGGCUUAUGGCGCGCCGAGAUCUUCUAAUCCAUACGCGACGCCCUACCUCGGCAUGGGCGGUGCGACGCCCUACGGCAAUGCUACGCCUGGCUACGGGCUGGCAGGUAAGACGCCCAACCCCUAUGCAAUGGGAGGCAAGACGCCCAACCCUUACGCAAGUGGAGGAGGAGGCAAGACGCCCAACCCCUACGCUGCUGGUGGAGGCGGGAAGACGCCCAAUCCCUACGCCGAUGGCAGCAAGACGCCCUACAACCCCUACGGCGGUGGAGGAGGGGGCAAAACGCCCAACCCUUAUGCCAGCGGCGGGGGAGGCAAGACACCAAAUCCCUACGCAGACGGUUCCCGCACACCCGCCUACCCGGGCGCAGGUAGCGACUCGCACGACCCACGACCACAGCGAAGCGGCGGCUAUGGUUCCAAUCCCUACGCAUCCGCCGCUACGCCUUACGGGGCUGCCCCUACUCCUGGAGCGUAUGCUGCUCCCACACCAGGCGCAAGCUAUGCUGCCCCGACUCCCGCCGCAGGAGGCGGUGGCAAUCCGUACGCCGCCCCCACGCCCGGAGCGGGCCCCGCUUCUACGCCAUGGGGAGCGCCCACACCAGCCAUGUCGGCUCCCACGCCCGGUGGGGCUCUCCAUCACGGCGGCGGCGGCGGCGGCGCACCAACUCCCUGGGCCAGCCAUGCGCCUCGCCCUGCUCACGGUGCAGGCGCAGGUGCCGGCUUGGACGGCGAAGAUGCGCCAAUGGCCGAGACGCUCGUGCGUAUCCUCUCGCAUCGCCCGACUGGCUCCUCGUACGAGGGAGGAAGGUUCGACCGUCGUACCGGUGCAGUGAUGAGCGUCACUCCCAACGGAUCCGCUGCGACGGUUCAAUUGGACGGGGGAGGCGGGGAGGUCUUGCGCGACGUGCCCGCGAAGUUCAUCGCCCCGCAGCGCCCUGACCGAGCGGGGGAGCUCUGUGUUGUCACGCUGGGGCCUUUCAAGGGAAGGAGCGUCAAGGUGGCUUCGGUGGAUGCGAACGAGUUCAUGGUAGCGCUGGAGGACAAGAGCAUGCAGGUCCUGCCCCCGGGGGCGUUGGCCAAGAAGGCGUAGCCGCCCGAGGGGAGGGGAGGGGACUGUUGUGCGCCGGGAAGGGGCGGGUAGGGACAGUGUAGCUACUUUGUGACGACGGAUCGAUCGAGCUUUCGUCAGUCAAUGCCACGCAGCAAUAUGCAUCAUCACAUUCGAAAUCGUCGAAGAUUGCAUGGCUUCUCGGAGCGGCCCGAGCGGCUAGGCUAGGCUAGCCUAGCCUGGCGUAGGAUGAUCAGGAGGCGGGCCGUGCUCUCACUGGCUGCGGGGACGGAGGCGGGUGCGGAUGGACGCGUAGCGCGGAUCAAUGUAUGGCCGCACUGGCUCAAAGUCCAAUCAAUUCGCAUCGAAAGGCAGAU